Drosophila mauritiana is the source of this 508-nucleotide messenger RNA. Its product is annotated as outer dense fiber protein 3-like protein 2. The transcript is spliced from 2 exons. The record is from RefSeq and is a predicted model, not a curated record. NCBI's taxonomy places the organism in Eukaryota, Metazoa, Arthropoda, Insecta, Diptera, Drosophilidae. Bases 179 to 382 code for a protein of 67 amino acids.
UUUCAUUUCACAAUUCGACUGUUCCCGGAACGCAUCUCUUUUUUGUUUCCCAAAAAAUUUAUUUGUCCUCCAAAUCUGAGAUAUUUAAAUUAGAAUUGUUGAAAUUAGGCUACAUCGAAUAAUUUGUGAACAUGUCUAGGAAUUAUGUAUUUUUCAAGGACCUGGACCUGGAGCCUACAUGCUACCCAGCAGUUUCGGACAAAAAGGACCGCAGUUCUCCUUCGGCCGCAGAAUUGACCGCAAGAGAGAUGAAAAACCUGGUCCGGGUCCUGCUGCUUAUAAGGUGGAUAAAGUGACUCGCUACGGAAACGCGGUGGGUCCACAGUUUUCCAUGUAUGUUAGGAACUCCAAGAUGAAGCCCCUUCCCAUUCGAUUAUCCUGAAGAUUCGAUCCUGAUCCCGUAUUUAGUAAUCAAGUUUCUAAAUCGAAUGUUUUAUGAUGUAAAUAGCGGGGAAAUAUGUAAUUGAAUCCAUAAAUAUUUAUAGUAAGCCUUUGAACAUAUCCUUUA